Emiliania huxleyi CCMP1516 is the source of this 1137-nucleotide messenger RNA. RefSeq lists its product as hypothetical. Gene Ontology annotation, molecular function: glucokinase activity; ATP binding; D-glucose binding. The record is from RefSeq and is a predicted model, not a curated record. Lineage: Eukaryota; Haptophyta; Isochrysidales; Noelaerhabdaceae. The transcript has 7 exons. Bases 1 to 1014 code for a protein of 337 amino acids. Gene Ontology annotation, biological process: glycolytic process; glucose 6-phosphate metabolic process.
AUGAGUGGCGAUUGCGGCGGGACCAACACUCGGCUGACGCUCUUCAAGGUGCCGGCCUCGCACAAGCUCGAGAUGGGAAAGCCGCCCCCCGGCGAGGUGAUAUUCAGCAAGAAGUACCUCAACUCGUCGCACCUCAACUUCACCGACGUCUGCAAAGUUUUCCUGAAGGAGGCGGGCGACACGGUGCCCGCGACGUGCUGCCUCGCGUGCGCGGGCGCCAUCAGUGACAACAAGGUGACCUUCACAAACGUGAAGGACGGCUGGACGAUCGAUGGCGCCCUCCUCGAGAAGGAGCUCGGCAUCGGCCGGGUGAAGCUCAUAAACGACUUUGAGGCGCAGGGCUAUGGCCUGCUCACGCUGAGCCAGGACGAAAAGGUCAACCUCAACGGCGGAGUGCCAAAGCCGGGCGCUCCGAUCGCGUGCCUCGGCGCGGGCACGGGGCUGGGCGAGUGCUACCUCACCGCCGACGCGAGCGGCCGGUACACUUGCUUCCCCUCGGAGGGCGGGCACGCCGAGUACGCGCCGAUCGACGACCUGACCCACGACUUGCGCGACUGGAUGAUGAACAAGUUCCUCUUCACCGGCGACAACAAGGGCCGCCACAAGGAGGACGGCGCCUCGGCCAGAGCUGCCUUUGUCGACUUCCGCAACGAGUUUGUCGACCUCGAGUUUUCAGAGGCGCCAUGGCACAUGCAGGGCGCCAUCGUCGCGCGCGGCGCAAAGUCGGGCGACAUCAUCUGCCGCAAGGCGAGAGCGGUCAAGAUCUUCACGGAGAGCUAUGGCAGCGAGGCGGGCGUCGCGGCGCUCAAGUGGAUGCCCAAGGGCGGCCUGUACAUCUCUGGAGGCAUCGCGGCGAAGAACCCGGAGUGGAUCAAGUCGGAGGCCUUCUACGACGCGUACAAGAACAAGGGCCGCCUCUCGCCGAUGGUCGAGUCGGUGCCGCUCUACCUCGUCCUGACGGAGGACACGGGCGAACGCGGCGCCCUCUUCGUGGCCGUCGGCAUGGUGGCCUAGUGUGGGGCAUAUUGAGCACGCGCGUGCUGGCAUCAGGCUGCGCAGCGGUCGAGGAGAGAGCUGCGAGAGCCGAGAGGAGAGAAUGGUCACGCUAUACCCGACCGACUCGUUCUAGAGUGUAUA